AUGUAAUUGCCAACACAUUCAAAUCAAGUUUCUUCCUCUAAAUUACUACAAGUUGAAGAUCAGUUGCAACGAAAAUGGGGUUGAUUCGAUUUUCUGGGAUUUUGGUUUCAUGUCUUCUGGUGAUCAUAGGCUUCAGUGAAGCUCAGUUGCAAUUGGGAUUUUAUUCCAAGAACUGCCCAAAAGCAGAGAAGAUUGUGAAAGACUACAUCGAGAAGCAUAUCCACAAUGCACCCUCACUUGCAGCUGCUCUCAUAAGAUUGCACUUCCAUGAUUGCUUUGUCAGGGGUUGUGAUGCAUCCGUUCUUCUGAACUCGACUUCAAGUAACCAAGCUGAAAAAGAUGCUCCCCCAAAUCUAACCGUCAGAGGAUUUGACUUCAUUGACAGAAUAAAGAGCCGACUUGAAGCUCAAUGCCCUGGAGUAGUUUCCUGCGCAGAUGUUAUUGCUUUGGCAGCAAGAGAUUCCAUUGUUGCAACAGGAGGUCCAACUUGGAAGGUUCCAACAGGUAGAAGAGAUGGGGUGAUCGCAAGGAGGGCAGAAGCCUUAGCCAACAUCCCACCCCCAUUUUCGAACUUCAGCACUCUCCAAAGAACUUUUGCCAACGUGGGUCUUGAUUUGAAGGACUUGGUCUUGCUAUCUGGUGCUCACACAAUUGGGGUCUCUCAUUGCCCAUCAUUUUCAAACCGCCUUUACAAUUUCACCGGAGUGGGUGACCAGGACCCGGCUUUGAACGCCCAAUACGCAGCCAAUCUCAAGGCCAACAAGUGCAAAACUCCAACUGAUAACACCACAAUUGUUGAGAUGGACCCUGGAAGCGUCCGUACUUUUGACCUAAGCUACUACACACUUUUGCUCAAACGGAGAGGGUUGUUUGAAUCCGAUGCUGCUUUGACAAGCAGCUCAACCACUCUUAAUUAUAUCAACCAGCUGCUCAAAGGUUCACUGCAGAACUUCUACGACGAGUUUGGAAAGUCCAUGGAGAAAAUGGGUCGGAUUAACGUUAAGACUGGAUCGGCUGGUGAGAUUAGGAAGCAGUGUUCAGUUGUGAAUAGCUAGAAAACGGAAAUCUUUGGUUAAUUUUCAGUGUUUUUUUUUUUUUUUGGUGUAAUAAAAAUGGCAAUGUUCGUGAACUGCAUGCAUGUAAUGCUUUCUGAUAUUAUAUUGUUUUGUAUUAAUAAGGUUGAGGCUUGUCAUUGUCUUCGUGUACGUAAAUACCAAAUCAUUAUAAAAAGGGGGGAGAAUAAGGUCUUUGUAUCUUA
Molecule: messenger RNA, 1258 nt
Organism: Malus domestica (apple)
Lineage: Eukaryota; Viridiplantae; Streptophyta; Magnoliopsida; Rosales; Rosaceae
Product: peroxidase 3
Biological process (GO): hydrogen peroxide catabolic process; response to oxidative stress
Cellular component (GO): plant-type cell wall; plasmodesma
Molecular function (GO): heme binding; peroxidase activity
Source: RefSeq, a predicted model, not a curated record